Messenger RNA from Drosophila persimilis, 2273 nucleotides. RefSeq names its product probable serine/threonine-protein kinase tsuA. The transcript has 6 exons. The record is from RefSeq and is a predicted model, not a curated record. The coding region runs from base 84 to 2273 and encodes 729 amino acids. Gene Ontology annotation, molecular function: growth factor activity. Lineage: Eukaryota; Metazoa; Arthropoda; Insecta; Diptera; Drosophilidae.
CCGAAGAUAUUACGCACAAACCCAUGUUGGAUUAUAAUUUAUACCCUUAAAUUUGGGGGCUACAAUGCGGCCAGAAAUAUACAAUGUUACUACAGUUCACGCUGCCCAAUGUCAGGACUAUUUUUAUACUGAUGGUAAUGCUUGCUCUUGGGAUCAAAACAGGCGCAAAGAAAACGGACGAAUAUGUUUUAACGUUGAAGAAACACAACGAUCGUGCGCUGCACAUCAACGCGCACGGCAAAGUGACCGCCGAGGACAUAUCGCUGGCACAAUCCUUCACGAUGGACAGUGUGGGCGAUGCACUGAGCGUGGACUUCAAAAUCACCAUCUAUGCCAAGGAUGUGGACUACUAUCUGUGCUUUCAUCAAGGCAGACUUGUUGGAAAGAGAAACGCCACAAACGACUGCCACUUCAGGGAGUCACUGGAUCACGGCUACUAUCAGUUCACGCACGCCUACAAUCCGGUGCUGCAUGUGGGGAUCAAGCGCAACUUUAGGCCCAUCGGUCCGCGGGACCUGGAGCGCCCGAAUCGGAUGCGCAAUGCCUGUUUCCUGUUCUUCCGCUCGGAGGCGGAGCAUUUCCGCAGCAACAUGGCGCUGUUGGGUCCCAGGAAACACAAGUUUUCCAGCAAAACCACUAAAACGACGACCACGUCGACUACAACAACAACCACGCCCAGUACUACAACCAGCAGCACUACAGCCAGACCCACAACAGCCCCCACAACCACCCCCACCACCACCACCACCACCACCACCACCAGCACAACCCCCCACACAACCACAACCACAAUGUUGAGCCCAGUGCCAGUGUCGGGCACGAAACGCAGCAAUAGCCUUAAGUCCUACAACCAAGCCAAUAGCAACAACAACAACAACAACAAGAAGAAGAAAGACAACCACUUGGAUGACAUGUUGCAGGAGCAAAAAAUCAUCAAGCGAAACUGGGAACGUCGCCAGCACCGCCAGCAGCAGCAGCAGCAGCACCGCCUACGGCAGCGGCAGCACCACAGCGGCGGCGCCACAGUGGGGGCCAUGCAACAGCCGCAGCCGAAGAACCUGGAGGUGCGCCACCAUCACAACAACGCCACCCUCAUGGAGCGGCGACGACGCCGCCGGCUGGAGCGGCGCCGCCACAAGCAGCAGCAGCAGCAGUGGGAGCAGGAGCAGCGCGACACCGAGCACCUGCCCAAGGCCUCGUCGUCCGCCUCCUCGUCGUCCUCCUCGUCGACGGCCACCACAACGGCCCUGACGGCCACAGCGGCCUCGCUGGCCCCCUCCGCUUUCAAUCUGGUGGCCAUCCUGGCGGCCAGCAGUCGUAAGCGGGACAGGCGGAAAAGGUCCGCCGCUGCCGCUGCCACGGGAUCAGCAGGUUCCGGUGCGGCCACAAGGGCGGACAUGCAGCUGGUGGAGAUGGCCUCGCAGCGCCAGCAGCAGCAGCAGCAGCAGGAGGAGCAAAACGAAUACUCAAGACCCUAUGUUAAUAGAAACCUAGAAACCCUAAGCCCAGAGCAAACCCUGCAGCUACCACCACACCUAAACGUAAGCCGUAAUCUAAACGUAGAUCUUAGUCUAUAUCUAAAUAGUGAUAGCGAUAAUGUUAAUAAUGCAAUACCUGCCUUGCCAAAAAACUACAACUACAACUACUUGUACAGUAACGAGCAUUAUAAUAUGAGUACUAAAAGUAGCACGACUGAUUCUAGUAGUUUAGAGACUAGCACUAAGUUCGAUAGUCCAAAUAGCCAUAGCCAUAGCCAUAGCCAGAGCGCGUUCAAUCAGAAUAUUGACAAUAAUCUUAAGCAAUCCAACGAUCGAAUUGACAGUGUGGCAGAUGAAGCCGCUACGAAAGUGGAGCCAGGGGCAACAGCGGAAGCGGAAACAGUUAUCGAAACUGUGGCGGAGAAUCGCAAUCAUAUUGAUGCUAAUAAUAUAGUCGACGAUGGCUCUCCCAUCGAGGAGGAGCACGAAAAACAUAUUCUAAAGAAGCUUUUUCGUAGCCUAAACCUGCCACAGCCGCAGCAGCAGCAGCAGCAGCCUCAGCAACAACAACCUAAUAUUGAUAACUAUAAUGCAAAUAUUAACGUUGUUAACGAUAACGAUAACGAUAACGGGCUGCUGAUCAAUAAUAACCAUAAUAGUAAUUAUAACGAGCAAUUUGCGAAUGACGAUGAAACGAUACGAAUUCAAAAUAAUAAAUAUGAAACACAUAUAGUACAAUACAAACCUGUGGUAUUUAUUUCGAAAAUAAACCCCUCCUGUGUUCCCAGCUGCUAG